This is a messenger RNA of Schizophyllum commune H4-8, 721 nucleotides long. RefSeq lists its product as uncharacterized. The record is from RefSeq and is a predicted model, not a curated record. Lineage: Eukaryota; Fungi; Basidiomycota; Agaricomycetes; Agaricales; Schizophyllaceae. The coding region runs from base 155 to 565 and encodes 136 amino acids. The transcript has a single exon.
AUACGCGACCGCUAGUGGCAUGCGCGACUGGUAGUGGCAUACGCAGCCGCUAGUGGCAUACGCGACCGUUAGUGGCAUACGCGACGCGCCAGCAGCAUACGAAGCUGCCCUCGGCUCACGCCUUCCGGAUCCAGGACAAUGGACGGUCGAUAGGAUGUCGAUUUUCACGUUGAGCAGGAGUGGUCCUGAUCGCGGCGAGCGGUAUGCAGCCCAUCGCGUCGAGCGGUAUGCAGUCCAUCGCGUCGAGAAGCCGCCCCGCCACGUCGGUAAGACGUCGCCCCGCCAUGUCGGUAAGAUGUCGCCCCGCCGUGUCGGUAAGACGUCGCUCUCCGCGUCGAGCAGGAAUGCAGGCAGCGCACCCGAAGAAUGGAGGCCCUCGCGUUGUCAGGAGCACGGGGCCGUCAUGCUAGUCAGUUCGCUCGCCGGAUCCUGGUGUCGUACUCUCCGGAUCCUAGACGUCGUACUCACCGGAUCCCAGGCGUCAUACUCAGCGGUCAUGUCAGCCCCGCCGUGCGCGCCGCUCAAUCCCCGCGUCGGCCGACGCCCCCACGCCCCCAACGCUUAGCCCACGACGCCCCCGCGGCCUAGCCCGACAUCCCCCCGCGUCAUCGGCCUCAAGGCGCGCGGGCAAUGUCGAGCAAUGUUCAGGACGUGCCGGUCAGCAUUGAAGACGUACACGGUAUAAUCGUGACCGUACACGGUAUAAUCGUGACCGUACACG